Vitrella brassicaformis is the source of this 2322-nucleotide messenger RNA. Lineage: Eukaryota; Vitrellaceae. The record is from the annotation of a GenBank genome assembly.
CCUCAGCCCCCCCUCGCGCAGCGAAACACUCCCCGAUGAAUCGCAGCCAGUCGGCUUCCCGACAAAAAAGACGAGACAACAGCACCAGCAAGCGAGCUCCACAGCCACAGCCACAGCCAAUGCCGGUGCCAAUGCCGGCGGUGCGCCACUGCAUCCCAUCGCUGCCGCCUGCCGUGGAGGCGCAGCCUUCAUCUCCAUUGUGGUCGUCGCCACGGGAGGACCUGCCGAGGCCAAGAGAGAGGGGGGCAGGUGCAGCUGCAGCUGCAGCUGCAGUGGCAGUGGUGGGUGGCUGCUGUGAGCCGUGUCCGAUGGGCAAUGAGCAGGGGCGGUUUGAGGCCACCUGCUGGGAGACCAAAGCAGCUGAGACAAAGGUUGCGGAGGCACCGAAGAGAGACGAUUCGCCUGACAGUGAGCAAGAGGACGAGAAGAGGAUGGCAGAGAGGGGGAGGGAUGUUCAUUCAUCCAUGAAUUCAGCAUGGUUGGUGUGGAGUCGCAUUCCCCCUCUCCCCCCCUCCCCCCCAAGACAGCAGCAGCAGCAGCACCACCAGCAGCGGGCCGCUCCUGCUCCGCCUCCUGCGCGUCCCGUGCGUCCAUUUCCGUUUGUGUCUCUGCCGCCGCGCCGUGUGCUGCAGAUUCUUUCCUGCCUGCGCACAGGAGAGCUCUUCGCACUCAAAUGCGUCAAGAGAAGCUUCGCCACUGGGUGCACAGGUGGGGCGGACCAGACAGGUGCGUGUCUGCAGGUGACAUGGAGAGUGUGUGAUUGUGUGUGAUUGUGUGUGUCAGUGCGUGAUGGGCCUUGCCUGCGACACGUCUUCCCGAAUUUGGCCUUCAGGUACCUACAUAUGGCUGAUGAGAUAUGUGUGGAUGGGAGCACCUGCCUCAGUCAUGACCUGCCUGUCUUCAGGGAGGGGAGUCUGCCCGCCGAGCCACACCGACUCCUCGAUCGUGCGUACCUGCCUGCUGUCGUCUGCAUUGAGGUGUGGAUGCCUGUAUGUGUCCGUGUGUGUGCUCGCGGAGAGAUGGUCAUGGGUUUCUGUUUCUGUGUGCUUGUCUGCAGCUGUCGAGUGAGUCACUGCCUCAGCCCUUCGUCGAGGAGCUCCUGCGUCGCCUAAGCCUCACCAGCAAACUGCAGAUGCACAGCAUCACUGUCACAGGUCAGCCUGGCUGGCUGGCUGGCUGGCUGCAUCGUGCCUCUCCCAUAUCAUGGUGAUGUCUCUCCGCUCGUGCUUCGCUUCAGUCCCGCUGUCUCAAGGGGCGCUUUCACACCUGUCGGCUGUCAUCACGCGAAGCCCACAGCUGCACACCUUUGUCUUCUCCGGUACACACAGCCAGGAAGAGUGACAAUGAAGUCACGUUACUAAUCUCUUGGUGACGAUGCACACGUCUCUCUGCGGCAGGUGCUGGGCACACCCACCACGACAACGAGCCGCGCUUCCCCACUAUGCUGUCGGAUGCCCUCCACCACUGCCGGCGGCUGCGUCGGCUCGAGCUUCCGGACAACGACAUGGGAGCGGCAGACAUGAGGCGAGUGAGGGAUAUCGUUCGCCGCUGUGGGAAGACUCUUGAGACACUCGUGCUGAGAGGCAACCCCAUCGGUGAGCGAGACACAGACGCAGGGGGAGAACGAAACAAGGAAGUUUCGGUAUUUGACAGGUUGUGGAGGGAUUGAGGAGCUGUCAGCGGGCAUUGACAAGCAGACAUGUCGGAACCUCACUCUCCUUGAUAUUCGCAGGUCAACAUGACAGCUCGCCUCGACAUUCACACGCAAAAACACUUGUCUCUCUCUUCGCAACACGUGCGGCAUCGAGCUACGGGGCCUGCAGCGACUGCUUGACCUGUUUCUUGAUGAUGAUGAUGACGGUCGUCACGCCGAGUCGUCGCAUCGUCAGAGCACCCCCACAGUGCUGAUGGAGGGCAACUUUCGGGCCAUGUCUCGCUCGUCGCUGGCGCCGCUCCUGCCCUCGCUUGAGGUGUUGGACGGGCGUAACCAUGACCAUGAGCAGGCCCAGUGAUCAUCAUGACUGUACGUGUGUACGUGUGUGCGUGUUUUGCGUUGGGUAGGGGGAGGGGCGAUGUUGUUGAGCUAUCUGUCACGUCUGUAGAGGGAUUUGCUGAUGAGUGGUAGCCAGUAGACAACAGAGGGUUGUUGAGUGACUGCAGGUAGGCAGGUGAUACAUGUGAUGCUUCACGAACGAAUGGCAUGCACGAUCGAGUCAGUCGAGUGUGCGUGUAUGUGUAUACCUUUGCAGUCAGUGACGUGCAGCACGGACACAUACACGAAGGUAGACACGAACACACGUACACAUAAAAGGAGUUGGUGAC